Molecule: messenger RNA, 1900 nt
Organism: Hordeum vulgare subsp. vulgare (domesticated barley)
Lineage: Eukaryota; Viridiplantae; Streptophyta; Magnoliopsida; Poales; Poaceae
Product: probable mitochondrial-processing peptidase subunit beta, mitochondrial
Exons: 9
Coding region: 152-1690 (512 amino acids)
Biological process (GO): proteolysis
Cellular component (GO): mitochondrion
Molecular function (GO): metal ion binding; metalloendopeptidase activity
Source: RefSeq, a predicted model, not a curated record
GAACAGAAGCUUUUGAUAUUUUUGUCUCGAGUCGAGCCUUUCCCCCGACGCAAGAAUAAACGGGGGCUAAAAGCCCAGAAGACUCCUCGCCCCUCUUCCCCUCUCCUUUGCGGCGGCGCGACGGUAGUGGAAGAGGAACUCCAUCCAACACAUGGCCGCCGCCGCCGCCACCGUGCGCUCGAGGCGCAGGCUCCUGCCGCACCUCUACCGUCUCCUCCACUCCGCCGCCGCCCCCUCGCCCAACCGCUUCCUCCGCCACGCGUCGCCGCUGCCCCGCGCCGCCGACCACUCCCCUUUCCUCGGCCUCCCCGCCGCGCGCGUCACCACGCUCCCCACCGGCCUCCGCGUCGUCACCCAGGCCUACCCGGCCGCCACCCGCAUGGCCUCCGUCGGCGUCUGGGUCGACGCCGGCAGCCGCUUCGAGCUGCCCGGCACCAACGGCACGGCGCACUUCCUCGAGCACAUGGCUUUCAAGGGCACCGAGCGCCGCCCCAACGCCUACGCGCUCGAGGUGGAGAUCGAGGACAUGGGCGCGCGCCUCAACGCCUACACCUCCCGCGAGCAGACCACCUUCUUUGCCGACGUGCAGGGCCGCGACGUGCCCGCCGCGCUCGACGUGCUCAGCGACAUCCUGCAGCACCCGCGCUUCCCGCAGCAGGCCAUCCAGCGCGAGCGGGGCGUCAUCCUCCGCGAGAUGGAGGAGGUGCAAGGAAUGAUGGAGGAGGUGAUAUUUGAUCACUUGCAUACCGCAGCAUUCCGAGACCAUCCGCUGGGGGACACGAUAUUAGGUCCUACGGAGAACAUUAAAUCGAUCUCAAAGAAAGAUUUGCAGCAGUACAUUUCAACGCAUUAUACCUGUCCUAGAACGGUUGUAUCUGCUGCUGGAGCUGUCGAUCACGAUGAGGUUGUUGAUCAAGUCAGAAAAUUGUUUACAGGAUUCUCUACUGAUCCAACUACUGCAGAUCAGCUUGUUGAGGCAAAUCCGGCUAUUUUUACUGGCUCAGAGGUUCGUGUGGAGGAUGCCGGGAUGCCUCUAGCGCAUAUUGCAAUUGCUUUCAAGGGUUCAUCAUGGACUGACCCUAGCUCAAUUCCUCUUAUGGUGGCCCAAAGCAUAUUGGGAUCUUGGAAUAGGAACAUUGGUGUAGGGAACUGCUCAGGGUCUGCUUUAGCUCGUGGCAUCAGCAAUGGUGGGCUAGCUGAGAACUUGAUGGCAUUCAACACUAACUAUCGUGAUACAGGAUUAUUUGGCAUCUAUACUAGUGCUCCGCCUGACGCACUACAUGACCUGUCACGGUUAAUAAUGGAAGAAUUUAGAAGACUUGCAUUCAGAGUGUCAGAGACAGAGGUUGCUCGUGCUCGUAAUCAGUUGAAAUCUUCUCUUUUGCUUCACAUUGAUGGAUCAACUGCAGUUUCCGAGAAUAAUGGUCGCCAGAUGCUUACUUAUGGACGAGUAAUGCCAUUCUUGGAGCUUUUUGCUCGGAUUGAUGCUGUUGACUGCGAUGCAAUAAUGGAAACAGCCAAGGAGUUUAUAUUUGACAAGGAUGUUGCCCUUGCUGCAGUUGGACCGAUCUCUAAUUUGCCAGAGCUCAGUUGGUUUCGCUCACAGACCGCUUCUGACGACAAAUUUACUUCAAGAGUAUUCUCGCAAUUUACUUCAAGAAUAUUCUCGCUGGGCGCACAGAAUAACUGAAGCUGCUGCUCUGGGAUAUUGUUGUUUGUAGUAGUUUGGUGGAAGAAUUGAUAGCUAGCCUUAAGGGGUCUCAUUAUAUUUUCCUAUAGAUAGGACUAUAGGAGUACGUUCUUUUGUCCUGUACCCAAUGUAUUUUUUCAUAAUCUUCCCUCUGGUGGUAGUAACAAGUUUCAUGCACGUCAAAGAAAAAAAAGUUCAUGCCUUAUGCUA